Dendroctonus ponderosae (mountain pine beetle) is the source of this 1351-nucleotide messenger RNA. RefSeq names its product acyl-CoA Delta-9 desaturase (gene Z9desB). Gene Ontology annotation, molecular function: iron ion binding; stearoyl-CoA 9-desaturase activity. Bases 249 to 1304 code for a protein of 351 amino acids. NCBI's taxonomy places the organism in Eukaryota, Metazoa, Arthropoda, Insecta, Coleoptera, Curculionidae. The transcript has 5 exons. The record is from RefSeq and is a predicted model, not a curated record. Gene Ontology annotation, cellular component: endoplasmic reticulum membrane. Gene Ontology annotation, biological process: unsaturated fatty acid biosynthetic process.
GUCAAGUGUGCGAUUUAUAAAUCGGCAUCGGACAGAUUUAAUAAACCCGAUGUAGUUUUAGAGCGUCCGGCGCUCGGUACGGUCUCUUAAUUAGUUCGAAUUCAAUUAACAUCUCUCACACUCAAUCUAUAUACAGGCUUUGUAGCCUUUGGCACACCUUUAAGAACCAAUCGGUGCCAGUUUCAGAGUUUGGAUCAAUCGGUGCCCAAGGACAGUAUUCAGCUUUCCUUCAACUCACUUUAUCGCUGAUGGCCCCCAAUAUCCAAUCGGCCCCAACGGGUGUUCUUCAAGAAGGAGAUGAAGAAAUAAUCUCCGUCGUUAAACCCUCGAGAGAUGAUAAACCCACCCCAAGAAAAAUCCAGCUGGUUUGGAGGAACAUUAUCAUCUUCGCCUAUCUGCAUGCUAUUGCUGUUUACGGAUUCUAUCUCAUGCUGACUUCGGCUAGAAUAUACACUUCUAUUUAUGCCAUUAUUCUGUAUCAAAUGGGAGGCUUUGGAGUCACAGCAGGAGCGCAUAGGUUGUGGUCGCAUCGCGCCUACAAAGCCAAGUGGCCGUUCCGCCUUUUCUUGGCCUUUUGCAACACUUUGGCCUUCGAGAAUUCAGUAAUUGAAUGGUCCAGAGAUCAUCGCGUCCACCACAAGUUCUCCGAAACAGACGCUGAUCCCCAUAAUGCAAAGCGAGGUUUCUUCUUUGCCCAUAUGGGCUGGCUGCUGGUUCGCAAGCACCCGGACGUCAUUGAACAGGGGAAGAAACUCGAAAUUUCUGAUCUUUACGCCGACCCCAUCCUCAGGUUCCAGCACAAGUACUACAUGCUUCUGAUGCCAAUUAUUUGCUUUGUGCUGCCCGUCCCCAUUCCAGUGCUCCUCUGGAACGAAACCUGGCUGAAUUCGUUCUGCUUGAAUAUCUUCAGAUACGUCUUCACUCUGCAUGCUACGUGGUUGGUCAACUCAGCAGCCCACUUAUGGGGACACAGACCUUACGACCAGUUCAUAAACCCCUCAGAAAAUAUCGCGGUAUCCAUUCUGGCUCUGGGUGAGGGCUGGCACAACUAUCACCACACCUUCCCAUGGGACUACAAGACUUCUGAGCUGGGAAAGUACUCAGUAAACUUCUCCACCUGUCUAAUUGAUAUGAUGGCCAAGAUCGGCUUGGCUUAUGAUCUGAAAUCCGUCUCAGAAGACAUGAUCAAGAAGCGGGUGCUCAGAACAGGCGAUGGCACUCAUGAGGUGUGGGGCUGGGGAGACAAAGACCAACCUAGAGAAGACCAAAAGGAGGCGGUGAUUACACAUAGGAAGCUCACGUGAUUUACUUCCAAUAGAUUUUUUUAGAGAAAUAUAUUAUUUUUGUGUUA